AUGUCAACACCAGUCACUGUACUAUACGAAAAAAACCAAGUUUCGUGUUCGGUUGAUGUGUCUCAACCUAUAAGUGAUAUUAUAAAAUCAUUAUGUAUAGAACAAUUUAAUAUUCAAAAUUCUCCUACCUUGCUUGCUUUAAGACUUCAGGAUACUGAUGAGUUAAUCACUGACGAGAUAACUGAAAAUGAAAAAUUGAAGCUUGUAUCUUCACCGCUUAUCGAAGCUGCUGAUAUAUGUGAAAAAUUGGGUUCAACUGAUGAUAAAACUUUAAAGCUUACUACAUUUUCUCUUCAAAAAUAUAUCAAGGAAGUAGAAUUCGCUGAUGAAUUUUUAAAAAAAGGCGGAUUAAAAUCUUUAAUUGAAAUAAUAAAUAAUUCCAGUGGUAAUACUUUAGCAUAUGCGUUAACAUCAAUGCAAAACCUUAUGGAACAUGAUCAUGGUUGGGAUGAUUUAGUUACUGCUGAUAAAAAUUCUACUACUUCUCCAAUACGGUCUUAUGGUUUUGAUGUAUUACAUGAAGCGAUAUUACUUCAACCUAAUUUCCUACCUACUUUAGUGCAACGCUUUGCUUCGGCCGAUUAUGUGUUACGUUCAAAUAGUUUAUGUUUAAUUAAUGCUCUUAUGAGACAUGUUACUGAUCAAUAUUGGGAAUCAUUUAUGGACAUGUUGGACAAGCUGAAUGUUAGAAAAGCUGUUGCUACGGAAGCGCCGAAAUGGGAAAUUCAACGUGUUGGAUAUUUGGGACUUGAUAAUAUGCAUAGUUUUAUGAAGAAAAAUCCAGAAGAAUAUCAAAAAGCAUUUUUUCGAUUAUGGAAUGAUAUGGAAGCGACUGUUGAUGAUUUUCCCAAAGUAUCUGCAUUGGUACGAAGUCAAUUAAAAUUUGCUCUACGUGACGAAGCGACCAAACAACUUUAUGAAUUUGAAAAUGACAUGUUGAAAGUUGAAUAUAAAAUUAUUAGAGAUAGACAAUUAAAAGAAUUAGAACUUGGUGAUGAUCUAUUAAGACAAUUGUAUACGGAAUCUUAUGAAUUCGUUAAACAACAACGUAUUAAAUGUCUGUUAUUUGGUGAUUGGUUUCCGAUGAUAACACAAGCAAAUCUUCCAACAAAUCAACAAAAUUUAAUGACUGAUGUGAUGACGGGUUUAACACCGCAAUUAUCAACAACUACAGGUUCACCGACAAGAAAAUCUAUAGGUUCAUCACAGGAUCUAAUGUUCUCUUUAAUGUCUGGACCUGAUACUGUACUAGCAGAUUUUAUGGCAUCAGAUUAUGUGCAAUUUUCAGAAUGGACAGAUGGAUUGAAUAUGUUAUUUGAUAAAAAUAUUGGAAGCAGAGAUACGGCAGAAUUCAUACAAAUACUGACAGAAAUUGGAGUAAAGGUUAAAUUAUUGGAUUUAAGCGGGGAGAGGGUGGAGAUACCACAGAGUGUUGAAGUCCCUAGGGAGUUACCUGUUGUUGAAAAUGGAUUUUAUUAUGAUGAUCCUUUUUCUUAG
Racocetra fulgida is the source of this 1497-nucleotide messenger RNA. The record is from the annotation of a GenBank genome assembly. Lineage: Eukaryota; Fungi; Glomeromycota; Glomeromycetes; Diversisporales; Gigasporaceae.